CAGCACUGCACAGUGUGAUCAGAGCCUGCCCAGCGCUCACACCGUCCACACCUCGCUCUGGAUCUCCCCGGCUCAGAGCUGGACCUGUACACCCUCCUCCUGGGAGACGGGACUUGGAGGGAACAUACCCAGGUGGUAGCCAUGCUGAAGCCAGGAGAAGCGGCAGGAUCUGCCUUCCUGAAGGUGGACCCGGUGUACCUCCAGCACUGGCAGCAGCUCUUCCCCCAGAGCCACCAUGUGAAGGCCGGAGUCCUGAGCCACGUCCCUUUCCCGGAGCCGCCUGUAGACAGCCUCCGCCUGCGCCCGGCCUCCCUGUCCUCCACUUCUUCGGCUUCUUCCACCCCUGCUCCCUCUGUCCCUGCUUCAGUGACCGGAAUCACCCCAAUCCCCUCUAUUAUGGGAGCUGCUCCAACCAUGGAAGUCCCUGGGCCACCGAGGAAAGAACUGGUGGCUACUAGCUGCCAGGAGGGGACUUCACCCAGCCGCUUACAAUGUACCCCAGAGGAGCUAGACUAUUAUCUGUAUGGACAACAGAGGAUGGAGAUCAUUCCACUCAGCAACCCCACCAGUGACCCCAACAACCGAUGUGACAUGUGUGCAGAUAAUCGGAAUGGGGAAUGCCCUAUGCAUGGGCCCUUGCAUUCUCUAAGACGUCUGGUGGGCACCAGCAGCACAGCAUCUGUAGCCCCUCCACCGGAGAUUCCUGAGUGGUUACGUGAUCUUCCACGUGAGGUGUGUCUGUGUACAAGUACUGUGCCAGGUCUGGCAUAUGGCAUCUGUGCAGCUCAAAGAAUUCAACAGGGUACAUGGAUAGGGCCCUUCCAAGGGGUUAUAGUGUCUCCAGAAAAAGUUCAAGCAGGAGCUCUGAGGAACACCCAGCACCUAUGGGAAAUAUACGACCAAGAUGGGACACUACAGCACUUUAUUGAUGGAGGAGAGCCCAGUAAGUCAAGCUGGAUGAGGUACGUCCGAUGCGCCAGGCACUGCGGGGAACAGAAUUUGACAGUAGUUCAGUACAGAUCCAGCAUUUUCUACAGAGCAUGUAUUGACAUUCCUCGGGGCACAGAACUAUUGGUGUGGUACAAUGACAGCUACACGUCGUUCUUUGGGAUUCCAUUACAAUGCAUCGCUCAGGAUGAAAACUUGAACGUUCCAUCACCUGUUAUUGAAGCCAUGUCCAGACAAGAAACUCUACAAUCCUUCAACAAAAAUGGCAAGUUGCCUUCUCCUACAUUGCAGAGGUCCAUAGUUUUUCCACAGACUCCAUGCAAUAGAAACUAUUCUCUCCUGGAUAAAUCUGGGCCACUGGAUACAGGAUAUAACCAGAUUAAUGCUAAAAACCAACGAAUUCUUGCCAGCCCAACCUCAACAAGCCAACUCAACUCAGAAUUCAGUGACUGGCAUCUAUGGAAAUGUGGACAAUGCUUUAAGACUUUUACCCAAAGGAUUCUACUACAGAUGCACGUAUGCACCCAGAAUCCAGACAGGCCUUACCAGUGUGGACACUGUUCCCAGUCCUUCUCUCAGCCAUCAGAAUUAAGGAACCAUGUUGUCACCCACUCAAGCGACCGACCCUUUAAGUGUGGUUAUUGUGGCAGAGCCUUUGCUGGAGCAACCACAUUAAACAACCACAUCCGGACACAUACAGGGGAAAAACCAUUUAAGUGCGAGAGGUGCGACAGGAGCUUCACACAAGCCACACAGCUGAGUCGACAUCAGAGGAUGCCCAAUGAGUGCAAGCCAAUAACAGAAAGCACAGAAUCAAUUGAAGUGGAUUAACUGAUUGACUGGUUGGAAUUAAACUGCAAGGAAAGUCAUGAUUAAAUGUCACGGACACUUAAGCAAAACCAAAGAUUUCCUCCGAACAACUUUCAAUCAGGCCCAGAAAACCUAAAGCAGUAAUAAAAUAAGUAAGAUGUUAAGAGAUAUUGACCUUGGCAUGGAAGAGAGACCAAGAAAGACAUUAUUUAUUUAUGAGUGGGGGUGAAUUAUAUUUCAAAAGGACACGGGGACUUAACCUUUUCAGUCCCACCAUCUAUAUAUAGCUUUAUUUCUAAAUGCAUUUUGUAAAGAAAAAUGUUAUUUAAUACCAAAGCAAAAGUCAAGUUCCUCUGUCAAUAUCCACAUCUCUGUCUAUAAAUGCACAUGGACAUGUUUAAAUAAGCACCUUUUUGUAGCAUGAUACCAUUUCUCUAAAGAGAGGGGCCAGGACAAUAAGAUUGGGGUUGGCGGAAAAUAUUCUAAAGACAAUGGGAUUUAGGAGACCAGAAGAAAAGUCCCGCCUGUUUCAGUGCUCUUCUCCUAAAGAGAUGAUGUUGAUGACUUUAAAGUGUUUGUCCAGCCAUUGUGAUGGGACAAUGUGGUGGGAGUCGUGUUUGAGUUAUUUGGAACUGACCAAAGAGGACAUUUCGCUCAUCCGUCAUCUACUGAGUCUACUUACAAAUCAUACUUUGUGCACUUUUCAUGUUAAAGAUUUCAUAGACAUUGUUUAUGAUACGUGGGAUAGUUUUGGGAAGUAAACAUGU
Molecule: messenger RNA, 2525 nt
Organism: Hyla sarda
Lineage: Eukaryota; Metazoa; Chordata; Amphibia; Anura; Hylidae
Gene: PRDM6
Product: PR/SET domain 6
Exons: 8
Coding region: 142-1779 (545 amino acids)
Cellular component (GO): nucleus
Molecular function (GO): histone methyltransferase activity; protein binding
Source: RefSeq, a predicted model, not a curated record